Molecule: messenger RNA, 1558 nt
Organism: Protopterus annectens (West African lungfish)
Lineage: Eukaryota; Metazoa; Chordata; Ceratodontiformes; Protopteridae
Gene: RAB43
Product: RAB43, member RAS oncogene family
Exons: 3
Coding region: 160-789 (209 amino acids)
Biological process (GO): protein secretion; regulation of exocytosis
Cellular component (GO): trans-Golgi network
Molecular function (GO): GTPase activity; GTP binding
Source: RefSeq, a predicted model, not a curated record
AGUUCCGCAGGUGAAGGAUCUCCACGUCAGUCUCAUUUACAUCACAUGAAAAACUUUUGUCUUCAAAGUAUAUCAACAGCUUUGUGGGAGUGCUAGUGAUCGGUAUCCUCAUCACAAUUAUUUUGCUGAGUUGCCACAGUUAUUGUAGCGUCCCAUAGGAUGGCAGCAGCAACUCAGGAGUCCGCUUUGGAGUAUGAUUUUCUCUUCAAAAUAGUUUUGAUUGGAGAUGCUGGUGUUGGCAAAACGUGUGUUGUGCAGCGCUUUAAAUCAGGGAUUUUCGUGGAAAAACAAGGCAACACAAUUGGUGUAGAUUUCACAAUGAAAUCUUUGGAGAUUCAAGGGAAACGUGUUAAGUUACAGAUCUGGGACACAGCAGGGCAGGAAAGGUUUCGGACCAUCACACAGAGCUACUACAGAAGUGCCAAUGGUGCCAUUAUUGCAUAUGACAUCACAAAGAGGUCAUCUUUUGAGUCUGUGCCACGCUGGAUUGAUGAUGUUAAGAAAUAUGCUGGUUCUAACAUUGUAAAGUUAUUAAUUGGUAACAAGUCUGAUCUUGGCAAUUUAAGAGGAAUUCAGCUGGAAGAAGCGAAAACACUGGCCCGUCACUUUGAUAUAAUUGACACCAUUGAGACCUCAGCAAAGGACUCGAGCAAUAUAGAAGAGGCAUUCUUGAAAAUGGCCACAGAGUUGAUGAUGAGGCAUGGUGGUCCCAUGAUCAAUGAAAAGGCCACAGACAGCAUCCAGCUUUCUAGUAAAGAUGUAUCUGAAGGCUGGGGAUGUGGAUGUUAAUGAGAAAUAAUACACAGCAAUUCUUUUGCAACAAGACUAUAAACUGUUGUUCAUGUUCCAGGACCAAAUUUUGGUAGCAGUUAGAAACCUGGCUGUUGUGCUCUUUGUAAAUCAGUCCAGUGUGAGAUACUGAUUCGGAUGUUCUCAGUUUUGGUGUAUAUCUGCAACCUGAUGUGACCAAGAGAACUUAAUUUUUGCACAAUAAUAACAGAGGACAAUUCCAGAUGCCUUACACUUAGCAGUUAGAGUGCUGUGGCUGUUAUAAAGCAUAUGACAACAGAUUACCAUGGAGAGCUUUUUGGAUCUGGACAUGAAAUCAGAACUGGUAACUACCAGGAACAUGGUGUGACAGCCAUAGUUUAUUCUGUUAUUCCAUUUUUUACUAAUCAGAUUGUUCUUGGGAACAAUUUGUAUUUUAAAAACACUAGGAAUGUAAGUUCUGGAAGCCCCAUGCUCCUUUUUGCACUUCUCAGUUCACCUGCAGUAAGAAGAAGGGGUGAAAAAAAGAAACAUUUACAGAGGGAAUGAGAAAAGUAUUUAUACAUGAGCAUUUAACAGCAGAAUACACUUAGCGUAUCUCCGAUGCUGCUUGUAUCCCAUUUUUAUUUGUCAGAAAAUGCCUUGUCUAACUUCUGAGUAAUACUGACUAGAUUAGUAUACGUGCUUUGGUGCUAAUCCUUACAUAGCUGGACAGUUGAUUGUGGCUGCUGUACCUCACCAAACCCUCUUAAGAUUCCCCUUUUUAAAAAAAAUAAAAUUAUGUCAUUUA